UUUCUUGCCGGGCUCGUCGUUCCAGCGCAGCCGCUCGCUUCAGCACUUGUAAACUAUGACAUCAGUUAGCUCGGCUACUUGAAAGAUCGCGCGCGGGGCCGGGGUGCAGCCGACGCACGUGCGCUGAAUAGGCAAGGCAAGUUCGCAAUUCUCUUGUCAAAUCGAUCGCAGCUCGGGAGGAGUGCGCGAGGCGCAGUUAUCAUCGCAGACUUCCCCAUCACUCACAGUCCCAGCGGUUCCGCGGGAAGACAGCUGUUAAUAACCUAACAAGCAUGUCUGGAACAUUAUAAGGUCAUUAGUCUACUAACCCCCUUAUGGAUUUACGCACUUCUUUUCUGAGGUUCAAACGCUGACGGCGCUCUUCGCGUUUCCUUUCCCGUCCUCUUUCGUUCGUCUCGCCGGUGAUGUGUGGCGAAGAGAUUCGCGAAAUAAUGGGCACGUUCGGUUUGUGAACUCCCCCGUUCUGCUCUCCGCGUAACGGACAGGCGGCUAUUGAGCUGGAGCGAGUAGAAAGUGAGCUCGUUUAAAGAGAACAUCUGUCUUCAGGACUCCUGCCACGUUUUGAAGCAAGAAGGAUGCCCUCGCUUUCAUAAACGGAGGAUCUGAACAGUGAUUGAGGAAGCGAGUGAAGGCAGAGGAGGACAAAGAAGGAGACAUGGCCGGCUCACAGGGAAGAGAGUGAACAGAGAACACAGGACAGAAAGAUGAAGCUGUGGGGGCAGUCGCUGUGGCCAUUACAGGUUGUAGUCUUGGUCACCUUGGUAAUGUGCUCAUGCCAGUCGGUUUCUGCGGGUACACGGAGUCUGCGGGGACACACAGCUUCGUACCAGGUGAAGCAGGGAACCUGUGAGGUGGUGGCCAUCCACCGGUGCUGCAAUAAGAACAAGAUAGAGGAACGUUCACAAACCGUCAAGUGCUCCUGCUUCCCUGGUCAGGUGGCCGGUACCACACGUGCACAGCCUUCUUGUGUGGAGGCUUCCAUCGUGCUGCAGAAGUGGUGGUGCCAAAUGCACCCAUGUUUGGAUGGCGAGGAGUGUAAAGUUCUUCCAGACCUUACUGGUUGGUCCUGCAGCACCGGUAACAAAGUCAAAACCACCAAGGUCACUCGAUAGCAAGAACAUUGUUGCAGUACCAAGAUGCCCAAGACUCCUUACUAACUCCUAAUGGAAAAGAAGACCCUCUUGUUUAAGACACUGACAUUACAGAGGAUACCAUAUAUAUGAAAGAUGGACAAACUCACUGUAGACUAUAGAUGGCUACCUUGCUCUGACAGAAGACAUGAGGAUGGACAAGGAUCUCUGUAUAAACCAGAGGUUUGAAUGAAGAUGCUGGACAUGUGCUCCUGUGAGAGACUGCAUUUGUCAGCUGACAGUGACUUUUUGGAUUUCCACUGGCUCUCUUGUGUGUAUGUGUGUGCAUGUGUGAGACAGACAGUAGGACGUGAGACUUGUAGGACAAACUGUGGUCAGUUCAGACCUGUCUUGGAGCUUGUGUGUCUGUGUGUAAGUGUGUGUUAGUCAGGUCGAUGAUGAUGAGACAGUAGUUGAACACUGUUCAUCCGCUUUCCAGCACACAGCAAACUUUAUAUUCAUGUGUAGGGUGGGGAUUGCUCUGAAUGUGUGAUUCACAAGUUAUCAAAUUUCUCUUUUGGGUCAAAUGUUUCCUUUAAAUUAUUUUGCACUUCUAAUUAGGGUUGUUAAAUAGGAUCAUAACAGCAAAUUAAAAAUUUAUUACUUUUUUGCACUAGAUAAGAUCAUAUGGAGACGUUUUCCAUUUUCUAGUCUUUUACUGUCCGUGUAAGAUGGAAUUCAAGAGAGAAACAUUUACUAAGCUUCCUUCCACAAAUGCGCAAAGUAGAAAUGCAAGUGAUGUAGCCAUCAGUAAAACAAUGGUAAACUGCAGUAAAAUACAGCUCCUCCUUGCUGUAAAAUGUUACGUAAUGUGAGCUUUACAGAUGCAAUCCCCUUCAAAAAACUCUUAAAACUGACAGCUGGCUAAAAACAUCUAUGUUACUCUGUAAAAAGAUCCACAAAAAAUUUAAAGGUGCACUAAGUACAUUUUUACUAAAAUAAAACCUAAAUUAAUCACAAUUAACUUAUGAUGACUUAAAAAAAUAAAAGCUUAUUUUAUUCUACAAAUGGCACAUCGGACCAUGAUGCUUUGAUCACGUGACCUGCCAAAUACAACUAUUACCAGAAACUGUUGGUUUCAGAAUAAAUGCAUCUACAUAAAAAAACUAAAAACUUUUACAUUACAGCCAUGCCACUAGGUGUCAGUAUAAAAUCCAAGUGAUCUGUAAGUGAAACAUAACACGAAAGUUACUUGGUGCACUUUUAAACAAAGAAACACAGUAUAUUGUUUUUAACAUUCUGCUUUCUGGUUUAACUGUGACUCAAAAGUACUCUGUGAACAAAAAGUACUCUGAAAACAGGCUAGCAACUGAGAUGAUGAACAUGUUUAAAGAUAAGCUCCAAUGUGAAGAGGCAUAACUCAUGCCCAAUACUGCAACGAAAUAAAGUUUGAAAUAGAAUCAGC
Puntigrus tetrazona (Sumatra barb) is the source of this 2535-nucleotide messenger RNA. RefSeq names its product TAFA chemokine like family member 4b (gene tafa4b). Gene Ontology annotation, molecular function: receptor ligand activity. The transcript has 6 exons. Lineage: Eukaryota; Metazoa; Chordata; Actinopteri; Cypriniformes; Cyprinidae. Bases 705 to 1112 code for a protein of 135 amino acids. The record is from RefSeq and is a predicted model, not a curated record.